Messenger RNA from Aspergillus sclerotioniger CBS 115572, 1208 nucleotides. RefSeq lists its product as uncharacterized. The record is from RefSeq and is a predicted model, not a curated record. NCBI's taxonomy places the organism in Eukaryota, Fungi, Ascomycota, Eurotiomycetes, Eurotiales, Aspergillaceae. Bases 1 to 1128 code for a protein of 375 amino acids. The transcript is spliced from 6 exons.
AUGACCACCACCGACGGCAACGCCAGCGAUGACAAAGGGCCGAUGAUCCUCGCGGUUCUGUGGGCUUUGACAGGCCUCACGACCGUGCUUGUCAUAGCGCGCAUGUAUAUCCGAUCGAGUCUGCUACACAAUCUGGGAGCAGAUGACUGGCUGAUUGCCGCAUCGCUGACCAUGGGCCUUAUCUACUGCGGAAUCACAACUGCAAAUGUGGAAAUGGGAUACGGGAAGCAUGCCUGGCUACUGAGCGAAAGAACCGUGGAAAAGGCCACUCUUCUCAACUGUUUGAGCUUCCUUUUCGGCAUCAUUUCCUUCACAGUUCCCAAGUUGGCAGUGACCGCGAUGCUGAAUCGCAUCCUCAACCCGAAUCUCAUCCAGCGCGUGUAUCUCUGGUCGCUGACGAGUCUCACCGCUGUGGUAUCGGGCAUCUGUAUCAUCGUGUUGUUUACAAUGUGCGAUCCGCCUAAGGCACUGUGGCAGUCGCAUCUAGUGACGGAGGGGAAGGCGACUUGCAAGGAUGUGUGGAUCCUGAUUGACUAUGCUAUUUUCACUGGGGCUCUAUCCGCAUUUGUCGAUCUCACGCUGGCCAUCUACCCCAGCACGGUCCUAAUGAAACUCCACAUGUCGUUGCGAAAACGCCUGGCAUUAUGUGCAGCGUUAAGUCUGGGUGCAGUUGCCUCCGCAAUGGCCAUCAUCAAAUGCACUCAACUAAAAGGCCUCGCCGACAAAACCGACUACACCUACGGAACCGCCGACCUAGUCAUGUGGACCAACAUCGAAUCCAACGUCGUAAUCAUCGCCUCCUGCAUCCCCACCCUCCAACCCGUCCUCGAACUCAUCCUCGGCCGCCGAACCACCAGCUCCUACAACAACAGUCGCAACAAAUACAAAGGCAGUUCACAACUCCCGGACUCUUCCUUGGAUCAUAGCAAGAUGUCGAAACCGCGCAAACCAGAUUACGAGAUUACAACGGUGGGCAGUCAGGAGAGUAUCCUUCGGGAUGAUACGCCGCGAGUGGUGGAAAGUCAUCCGAUGGGGGCGAUUCGUCGGACGGAUAAUGUGACGGUGGAAUAUGAGAGUCGGUCGGGGGAGGAGGCAGAGCCGGAACCGGUGCCUAGGACGUCGUGGUGAUUUUUUUUUUUUGUUUUCGGGUUAAUAUUGUUCUGGGUGUUAGAUUAGAUGAAAAGACUUCUUGUUUGUCUGCAUUAGUG